CACCACAGAGCCGCCAAGGCCGCUGCGCCCCAACUAAGGGCCGCUAACUGCACUGACAGCCAUAGAUCUCACCUGCAACAUUGAUUCAUCUGAUUAAUCUGACCAUCCAGAUGAUGGCCGGCUCUGACUUUUGAAAGUCGCCAUUCCUUUCUCUUUUUCUUUUCAUUCUCUUCUUGGCCGCACUCCUAACAUCGUUUGCGGAAUUCUUCCUGACCGGCUUGCAACCCGUGCUCAGAUCGCAUCCCAUCGCUCAUUACGAUCGCGCCGAAUCCCCGCGUUACAGACACACUACCUAUCCAUUGGCCUCUAUUUUUUAUGGUAUCAUCGCCAGUCCGUUAGCAAGGCUUUGAGCCAACAUGAAGCUUGGCUACAGUUGGUUCGCCGCUGUUUUCAGUGCGACCGCAGUCUUUCUCCAAAGUGUCCACGCCAACUCACAAGCUCCACUACCCAUUCGGUACACUUCCGAUCUGGAAGAUGUAGUCAUCCAUACGCCGUCUCACAGAGUACACUCUCACUCAAAAUUUGAUGUCACAUUCUCCCUUCACAACGGCGUGCAGCGUGUCAAGUUAAAGCUGGAGCCUAACCAUGAUGUGUUGCCGGAGGAUGCUCAGAUUGGCUAUCUCAACCCCGACGGCAGUAUCAGCGAUUCCGAACCAAUUGAUCGCAGGGAGCAUCGAGUCUUUAAGGGAUCAUCAUGGACCGAGGUGGAACCAGGACACUGGACACAUGCCGGCUGGGCACGCGUCUACGUCAAACAGGAUGGUCCCCAGCCCAUGUUCGAAGGGGCUUUUAGUAUUAUGCACGAUUAUCAUAAUAUAAAACUGCGGUCCAAUUACAUGCGUACAUGGCGACCGUCCGAUCAUUUGCCAGAGGAAAGAGACGAAGAUUAUAUGGUAGUCUUUCGAAAUUCUGACAUGGGGGCCGUCGAGCACACUGAAUUGAAACGGCGAUCCGUCGCUGAUGCUUCUUGCCAGUCAGAUAAACUGGAUUUUAACACGGAUCCUAACCACCCCGUGUUUCGGCCACCACAGUCGCCUAAUUACGGUGCCAUGUCUUUAGACCAGAUGUUUGGGUUGUCUCGUCGACAGUCCGAUACUGGGGGUGUCGGUGGUAAUACUGGAGGGAUCAACUUAGCAUCAACUAUUGGCAACACAGCAGGCUGCCCAUCUACUAAGAGGGUGGCGCUGAUCGGCGUUGUAACUGACUGCGCGUAUACCAAAACUUUCAGUUCAAAAGAAGCUGCGCAAUCAGAUAUCAUUCAAAUGGUCAACACGGCGUCUACUCUAUAUGAGAACACCUUUAAUAUCUCACUCGGUUUGAAAAAUUUGAUCGUCAACAAUAACGACAGCUGCAGCACCACAUCAACCGCAACGCCAUGGAACACUGACUGUAGCUCGGGAAAUAAUAUCACGACCAGACUGAAUGACUUCACAGUGUGGCGUGGUGAGCAGAAUGACACAAAUGCUUACUGGACCCUAAUGAGUGACUGUGCAACGGGAGGUGAAGUGGGUGUCUCGUGGCUUGGACAACUUUGUGUGCAUGGAGGAAACAAUGCGACUGUGGCAGGAGCAAAUGUCGUUGUGAGAACAUCUACUGAAUGGCAGGUUUUUGCCCACGAGUCCGGCCACACAUUUGGCGCAGUCCAUGAUUGUGACAGUCAGACAUGCGGACAGGGACUUCAAAAGACUUCACAAUGCUGUCCCUUGACUUCGACAACCUGCGAUGCUAACGGCAAAUAUAUCAUGAACCCAACGACAAGUGCGGAUCUCGAAAACUUCUCGCAGUGCACAAUUGGCAACAUCUGCUCGGCGAUAGGCCGGAGUAGCGUCCAAUCGAACUGUCUGGUGGAUAAUAAAGGUGUUGUCACCACAACCGGUAGUGAAUGUGGCAACGGCAUUGUCGAGAGCGGAGAAGAUUGCGACUGUGGUGGAACUCAAGGCUGCGGGAACAAUAAUUGCUGCGAUGCCACUACCUGCAAAUAUAAAAACAACGCCGUUUGCGACGAUUCCAACGAAUCCUGCUGUACCAACUGCCAGUUUUCGGCCGUCAAUACCACCUGCCGCGCUGCUUCUGGCCCUUGCGAUAUCGCCGAAGUCUGUUCAGGUACCUCAGGAGACUGUCCUGCAGACCAGCAUAAAUCAGAUGGCACGAGCUGCACAAGUGGUAACAACACCGGCCUUGCAUGUGCCAGCGGACAAUGUACAAGCCGUGAUCUUCAAUGCCGCACCGUUCUCGGCGCUGUCCUGGGUAGUAACGACACGUACGCCUGUGAUAAUUCCGCGUGUACUCUUUACUGUGCCUCCUCUGUGCUACCUUCCAACGAAUGCGGCAGCAUGCAGCAAAACUUCCUCGACGGGACUCCCUGCAACGGGAACGGUCAUUGCAGUAACGGGAAUUGCGUUGGUUCAUCAGUCGGCGGCCAAAUCAAGUCCUGGAUAGAUGACCACAAGUCUCUGGUCAUCGGCCUCGCCGCUGGUCUCGGUGGAUUACUUUUGCUCGUAAUUCUUUCUUGUAUUAUUUCGUCUUGUCGACGACGCAGGUAUCGAAAAGCCAACCCGCCUCCGCCACCAGGUGCUUACCGUGGAGGAGGACGUGGAGGAUGGGCAGGACCCAUACCUCAAGGACCACCAAGAAGUAUGCAACAGGCUCCAUCACAACCACAACAAGCAGGGUAUGGAUAUCCUCCACCUGCGUAUCCGCCACCAACAUAUGGUGAACAUGUUCCUAUAACGCAACCACGAUACGCCUAACGACUAUUUCUAUAAUGCUUCCUUCUUGCAUUUAUCUCCCUGACUUUCUCUGUUUUGGGAUUCUUUUUUAUUCUCAUAUUUACGUUGAGGAAUUUUCAUAUCCAUAUAUUUGGUCCGUUUUGUUAGGCUCUAAGUGGAAUAGAGUACCAUGUAGGCAUCUAGGUUAGGUAGUGAUAUAUACAGUUAACGUUACGGC
Messenger RNA from Talaromyces proteolyticus, 2946 nucleotides. Its product is annotated as Metallo-peptidase family M12-domain-containing protein. The transcript has 3 exons. NCBI's taxonomy places the organism in Eukaryota, Fungi, Ascomycota, Eurotiomycetes, Eurotiales, Trichocomaceae. The record is from RefSeq and is a predicted model, not a curated record. Bases 357 to 2750 code for a protein of 797 amino acids. Gene Ontology annotation, biological process: proteolysis. Gene Ontology annotation, molecular function: metalloendopeptidase activity.